AUGCCGGCAAUGCCGACAGGCAAAGGUGAGCCGUCCUUCGACGAGCGUCAUGAAGCAAUAGCUAGAACACUGCGCAGAUUCGAUGUGAGGUAUCCACAGGGGGAACGGCUCCUUGUUCACGCUGUCAACGUGUCGGUCUGGAUUGUGAAGUGGAUACUGAGUUCAAAAGAGUCAACAAGCGCGCGCAAGUACCCGACGUCAUCCCUGUCAACUAGCACUAAAAUGGUCACUAGAAGACUUGAAGAACUCGAGGAUGAAGUUCGGGAACUAAGAUCGUCCGUUUCUGGCUUCCCGUCACAUUCCAAACCAACUUUUGAAAAGUCUUUCUUGGGCCAAGCUUCUAAACCCUGCCUCACGGGCUUAUCGGACCAAGCGACCGAACCGAGCAGCGGCGGCCUUCUCUUGGAUGAUUCCCAAAUAACUCGCCAUCAAAAAGCCAAUGCGCCCCAAGAUUCUCUACGUCCCACAAUUCCGAGAUCUAUCGGCCAUCUCCGCUUACAAGCUCAGCAGAUCAACUCUUUAUUUCAUCUGUUCUUCACUAAAUACCACCCAUUCAUGCAGCUUCUAGAUCCAUCUCUCGCUCCAAAUAUAUAUUUUGAUCGGAGUCCAGUUCUGUUCUGGGCCAUCAUCUAUAUAGCCUCUCGUCAGUACCCUGAUGAACCAAGCCUACUAACCACGUUGGGCUCUCUGGUAAAAAUGCUACUUUGGGAAACAAUAUCCAACCCUCCACACAAUUGGUACAUUGUGCAAUCAAUCUGCCUUCUAUGCAUGUGGCCGUGUCCUACAUCUUCUCUUUCAACUGACACAACUCCCAUGCUGGUCAACAUCGCCCAAACUAUGGCAAUGCAGCUCGGUCUACAUCAACCCGAGGCAAUUCAAGAUUUUUCUCGAACUAAACGAAAGCUGAGCUCAGCAGAGGUCUCUGAAGUGGUGAAGACCUGGUCUGUUUGCUACAUCGUGUCUCAAAGUAUCUCAACUACAAAUGGUAUGGCACUAGCCUCCUCAGACUGGAUGGUGGACCGCAUCUGUGACCAUGGGAGUCCUUACAUUCUCCCCAUGGAAAUGAGACACCAACUUUUGAUGCACCGAUUCUCUGCUCGGGUCAGCAAUUACAUGUCUAAAUGUCUUCCAAAAGGCACAAACGGGCUUCUUUCACAUGAGAUACUCCCUGUCUUGGGCCUCCUUGAGCAGGAACUUACGGAUCUGUCACGAUCCAUAAGCAACUCACUUACAGAUGAGAACGAAAUAAUAUUGAGUGGCAUCGGACUGCAACUUUAUGUCUUUUACUUGCUUGAUUUGGAAGACUCUCUGGCUCGUAAGACGGGCUUGUUGAAAGCCUUUGAAACAGCCAAGGCUUUGAUAAUGAAGCUUUAUCAGCUUGAUACCACGUCCAACCUUAUGAAAUAUUCACCUGCAUCAUAUUACCGGGUAACGUCUUUGGCGGCAUUAUUUAUUCUCCGCCUCGAAGAUUCUAGCCUGGUUGGUCUUCUAGAUGCAGAAGGCGGAAAGCAGUCAUUCAACGCUGCACUUUCUCUCCUCCGUCGAACUUCACUAGAAGACAACGAUCUUCCAGGAAGGACCUCCAAGAUCCUAGCCCAACUUUGGAGUAUGCAGGGGCAGUCUCAACAAAGUGGGAAAGAACCGCAUUUGAAGCUACGAACGAGGCUGGCAGCUAGUCUACUUCACGAUCAACUGUGGAACUGGAGAGAGAGCUUUGGUGGACAAGGUUCAGCUCCGCAUACACCACCUCGCGAGCCCAGGAAUAAUUCUCCAGAUGAGCCGAUCUUAGCAACAGGCAUCAAUCCUCCUAUGUCAUCAGAGAUCGAGGUAGAUCGACUGACAUUCGAGGAUGUGUUUGACCUGGACAUGCUCUCUCUUCUCCCGUUCGACUUUGAAGAGAAUACUCUUUUCGAUCCUAGUCUUGCCGCUGAAGAAUCUGCCGUCUUCAAUGCACUGUCAUGA
Penicillium atrosanguineum is the source of this 1962-nucleotide messenger RNA. Its product is annotated as fungal specific transcription factor domain-containing protein. Gene Ontology annotation, biological process: regulation of DNA-templated transcription. NCBI's taxonomy places the organism in Eukaryota, Fungi, Ascomycota, Eurotiomycetes, Eurotiales, Aspergillaceae. The record is from RefSeq and is a predicted model, not a curated record. Gene Ontology annotation, molecular function: DNA-binding transcription factor activity, RNA polymerase II-specific; transcription cis-regulatory region binding. The transcript has 5 exons. Gene Ontology annotation, cellular component: nucleus. The coding region runs from base 1 to 1962 and encodes 653 amino acids.